Molecule: messenger RNA, 1490 nt
Organism: Pollicipes pollicipes
Lineage: Eukaryota; Metazoa; Arthropoda; Thecostraca; Pollicipedomorpha; Pollicipedidae
Gene: eIF6
Product: eukaryotic translation initiation factor 6
Exons: 2
Coding region: 277-1014 (245 amino acids)
Biological process (GO): cytosolic ribosome assembly
Molecular function (GO): ribosome binding
Source: RefSeq, a predicted model, not a curated record
GCGGACGCCGCACCGGGGGCGCGGUAUUAAGUGGUGUGUGGGGCGACUCGUGGUCUUUGGACUCGGGGGCGCUGCUGAGAGCGGGAGGGGCCGAGGUGGCGCUCACGUUAUAAGCGUUAGUACUUUGCCUACGGUACCAGCGUUCCAUAUCUUUCUGUCCAAUCAGUGUCAAUACCUUUGCACGGCAUUAGUGUGCUGAAACCUUGGCACUUUCAAGUUGUGAAGCACCCGGCCCACUGGCGAAUCGGAUCUUCAAAGGAGAGCUACAUUAACAUAAUGGCGGUGCGCACGCAAUUCGAGGGUAACAACGAGAUUGGCGUGUUUUCCAACCUGACCAACGCCUACUGCCUGGUGGGCAUUGGCGGCUCGGAGAACUUUUACAGCCUUUUCGAGUCGGAGCUGGCCGACACGAUCCCGGUGGUGCACGCUUCCAUCGCUGGCUGCCGCAUCGUCGGCAACCUGAGCGUCGGCAAUCGGCACGGCCUGCUGGUGCCGAGCACGACCACCGACCAGGAGCUGCAGCACCUGCGCAACGCGCUGCCCGACUCGGUGCAGAUCCGGCGCAUCGAGGAGCGGCUGUCGGCGCUCGGCAACGUGAUCGUGUGCAACGACUACGUGUCGCUGGUGCACCCGGACCUGGACCGGGAGACGGAGGACAUCCUGGCCGACACGCUGCGCGUCGAGGUGUUCCGGCACACGCUGGCCGACAACCUGCUGGUGGGCUCGUACAGCUGCCUGAGCAACCAGGGCGGCCUGGUGCACCCGAAGACGUCCAGCCAGGACCUGGACGAGCUGUCGUCGCUGCUGCAGGUGCCGCUCGUCGCCGGCACCGUCAACCGCGGCUCGGACGUCAUCGGCGCUGGCAUGGUCGUCAACGACUGGUGCGCCUUCGCCGGCCUCGACACCACCUCCACCGAACUCAACGUCAUCGAGAGCAUAUUCAAGCUGCGCGACGAUGCCGCCGCGCCCACUAUGAGCGCCAUGCGCGACACGCUGAUCGAGAGUACCACGUAAAGUGGCGGGGCGGGACGGGCGGCCCGCGCGAACGGCCGGCCGCCGUGGUGGGCUUGCCCGGUGGCAAUCGGCGUGGUCCGUCUGCCGACGUGUCGGUUGUGUGGGCCAGGCCACGCGUGUGCCACGUGUGGGUGUUUGAGUGUGAGUGGAGCGCGUUUUCGAGGCGUUUCGGCGUGAGCGCGUAAGGCGUUUUCCGGCGACUGAUGUGAAUCCCGACGAGAGGUUGUUCCGAGAGAAGUUCUGUUAAUGACGGGUUUUCAGGGGAAGCGUGCUAAGCCAUUUGUGUAACGUCCGACAUGGGGUGAAAUGCCGGCUGAUUAUGCGUGGUCAUUUUAUUCCUUUUUAGACACUUCUCUGCAUUAGAACCUCUUUGACAUGACAUGUGUACACUCAUUAUUUCGCCUGGCAUGAGAAUGUCUGGAAAUACAAAAGUAAUGCUAUUUUUGGCCAUUGGAAAUGAAUAAAUAGGUAAACGA